Molecule: messenger RNA, 4025 nt
Organism: Strongylocentrotus purpuratus (purple sea urchin)
Lineage: Eukaryota; Metazoa; Echinodermata; Echinoidea; Camarodonta; Strongylocentrotidae
Exons: 8
Coding region: 1304-2776 (490 amino acids)
Source: RefSeq, a predicted model, not a curated record
AUCAAGUGCAAAGAGUUUGAGGGUAGGGUCAAACCCUACUUAUUCCAAGUUGUAGGGGACAAUCUUGGCAUUCAUGCCAUGCUGGGAUGUACAACCUGUUUCCGUGCCAACUAUUACUGUAGAUUCUGUAGAGGCCAUCGCUCGUUGCUUCAGAAACAGCCAAAAGAGGAUGCCCAAUAUCUCCGUGAUGAAAUAAACUAUGAUACAGAUCUUCAAAAGCCCUUGUCAGAAUCUGGCUUGAAGCAUGCAACAGUUUUGAAUGAAUUGCCUUACUACCAUUCCACCCAAAACUUAUGUCCAGAUGUAAUGCAUGAUUUUACAGAGGGAGUCUUGCCCCUGGAAAUGCACCUUGUUUUGAGUAAACUUGUUCAGAAGGGUUUCAUAACACUGGAUGAGGUGAACAGUAGAAUAUCCUCAUUCAAUUUUGGCUUUGUGGACCGCAAAAACAGACCAAGCCCAAUCAGGCAGGCAUCACUGAAGAAUCCAUAUUCUGCCAGUGGACAGACAUCAGCACAGAUGACGUGCCUUGCAUACAACAUCCCUCUCAUGUUAGGAGACAAGAUUGAUGAGAUGUGUGAUGAGUGGGAACUCUUACUGUCAAUCAUUGACAUCUUCAAAAUCAUUAUGAGUCCCAGUAUCAGUAAGUCUGCCAUCUAUGUCCUGAAGGCAAUGAUUGAUGAUCACCACAGGCUCUUCAUGCAGCUCUUCCCUGAAGCUAGUCUAACUCCGAAGCAGCACUUUCUUGUGCAUUACCCACGUGCACUGAAACACCUUGGGCCACUGACCCAGUAUUCAGCAUUGCGUUUUGAAGCAAUGCACAGACCUUUCAAGCAGAUUGCCAGUGUAUCUUGCAACUACCAAAACAUUGUCAAAACAUUGGCUAACAGAUACCAAAUGGCACGGUGCUACAGGUCAGUAUCAAAUCAGUCACUGGAUAGCCAAGAUAUCAAUGUGUCACAGCAAGCUGCAGCAAUGCUUGGUGAUCUACUUGAUGAUGAGGCACUUUGCAAAAAAAUUAACUGUGGAAGGGGAACCGAAGUUACAGUUGCUGGGAAAGUGGACAUUCAUGGAUAUGAGUUCCGGGCAGGUGUUGAUGUACUUCUAUAUUGGACUGAUGAUGAUGGACCCACGUUUGGACGUGUUCAGCAUAUUGUAGUGGUGCAAGAAAAGUUGUAUCUGCUCCUUCGGCUGUAUCAGACCUUGUACUUCAACAGACACGUUGAAGCAUUUGCAGUACAGGUGGGCAGAGAGGAAGCACAAGCUGCUGUUGAAUGGUGUGACCUGUUUGAUCACAGGCCAGUCAAUGCUGUCCAGUCCUAUAGUGGAAGAGGGCGCUGCUUGUAUAUUGUGGUGCACCAUUCAUUCAUCUAGGAACAAGAAGUAUCAUGCUGCAAAUCAACAAAGCAUGGAACAAGCAUCAUCGUCGACAAGAAGCCCAUCAGUGUUCUCCUUAGAUGACUGCUCAGAUCUCUCUUGUGUAACAGGAAGUGAGUGGAGUCCCAGACAAAGCCCUUCCCAGCCCAGUUUGGAUACGCCACUUUACGACUCCCCAGAAUCCAAGAGUCCUGAUCAACAUCCUCCCCUGAAACGGGUCAAGAAAGUGCAUUUCAACAUUGCUUGUAUAUUGAGAGAGACCACCAUGGGAAGAGCAGCAUUAAGGAACAUCAAUGCUACAAAUCUCUGCAGCAAAAGGGACCGGCAUACUGUUGUGGAUAUGUUGACUCAGUACCUGAUACGGGAGUAUGGUACCAAGCCAAGCUCAUUUGUGAAGGCAUCAAUGGCCCAUGCCAUUGUGACAAGCUUUCCUUUCUUAAAAGAUCCAGAAUCUCCACUUGGCUAUGAGGCCUGGUACUGCGUGGGGGCCAAGGGACGGCCAGCAACAGGCUACCUGGAGGAGCAUCUGAGGUAUGUCAGAAAAAAGGAGAAGUCCCUGAGGGUACCAGUAGCUGAAGACGAGGCAGAGUCUCAAAAGCAAGGAGAUACUGAUCUUGAGUCUGUGAACGAUGAUAACAUCACGACAAUGGAAGAAUGGCUGCGUAACAACAAGGAGCCAGAGGACAUGGUGAAGGACUACAUGAAACAAACAGCAACAAAAAGACAUGACUGGAUCAAGAGAAGUGACUGUUGUGUGAAGAACAUUCUUACCACAUAUCCCAGACUUCUCGAUGCUGGAAUGAUUGAAGGAGAUUUUGCAGAAUUGUUCCCAGAGAAAGCAAACGCACUGUACCAGAAGUGGCCCACAUUCUGUAACAAAGUAGUGGACUUCACCGAGAAAACUGGCAACUGGAGAAGUGCAAGAGCCGAAUUCGAAAACAUUCAUGACCCUGGGAAACUCAGUCUUGAGGAAAAGAGCAAUCUUGGAUUCUACAUGCUCCCAGUCUUGUUCCGAGGAAGGAAAGAUUCCAAGAGAGGAACGUACACCACUGCAGAAACAUUGUCGUCCUUCAUUGACGUUCAACCAGAGGUUCUCGACAUCCAGACUUAUGUUGAUAACAUUGAUGAAGCAGUCAGGUCACAGCCAUUUGUUGUUGUGCGUGGGAACAUUCUCACACCAAUACAGGCGUACGUCGUAGUAGAGAGGAGGAUACUUCCUGCCGCAACACUGCUUAAAGCAGUCGACUUGUGCUUUAAGGCACUUUAUGUGAUGGAUAUCGAAUAUCAGCCGCAAAGCUGUUCUGUUUGGAAAUUUCUCCAGAUUGUGGUGUUCCAGUUUACCGAUGGGGAGCAUCUUACACCAAAGCUGCGGGAGGUCCGAGCCUUCAUGAACAUGCCAUAAGCCAUCAUGAUGUGUUCACGCCAAGGAUGAUUACUGGUGAUAUAUUUCCUACAGAUGAAACUGACACAUCAUCGUUUAGCACAUUUUGGCUACUUGAACCAGUUUAUUUUGGGAGAAAAAAAACUGGAAAAAAGUAUUAUUUUGGACAAAAUAACCUUAAAGACAAACUGUUAUGAGUUGGAUUCAGCACAUUAUUUUACAUAAUUUAGACAUGUUUGUGUAAGACUGAAGAUUUGAGGGUGGGGUGAGGAUCGCUGAAUAAUAUUAAAAAAAGAGUGAAUUUAUACACAGCAGAAGUCUUUGUGUACAUUUUAAAAAUGAUAAAGGCCUAAUUGUUUUAUCCCAAUCAUUGCUUAACAUCCCCACCUUGAAAGUUUAAGAAAACAAAUGAAUAUAUGCCAAGUAUAAAUACAAAACAUAUUAUUGGCUAUAAAUCUUUUGCACUGGCGUAUACAAAUGCUUAUCGUGUUUGGUCUUAAUCCCAAGAGUACUGUUUCAUAACUCGUACAUCAAAAUGAUAUAUUUCUUCAUAAAACAUGAGCUAUGAUAUUUUCUGCGUUUAAAACAGCAAGUGGGGUAUAUGAUUGUAAAUUACAUAUACCAUUAAUUUUCAUGUAAUGUGUAUCGUCCAUUGACCCUACGCUGAACUCUCUGCUGAAUGGACUGCAUGCAUUAAUUUACAUCGCGCAAAGCAGAAGUAGAGAAGUCAACAUUUUCAUCUACAUUUUGCAAAAUUGUAUUGAUAUUAUUGAUAAUAUCAAUAAAAUCAAUCAAACUGAGUAUAGCAGGUAGGGUCAAUUGAUUUUUGUUGUCUUUAAUCUAAUCAAAAAGUUAUAGUAGGCAGUGUGUAUCCUUGUUAUUUGAUCAGUACCUGUUCACCAUCACAGAUAGCCAAACUUUCAUGUGGUACUUCUGCACAUGUCAAAUAAUCUAGAGGGAUUUGAAUUUAUUUCCUCUUUUUUUUUCACUUCAAAAAAAUGUGUGCAUGUGUAACACUCUAAGGCAGAGUAUUGGUGUGUCAGGAUAAAUGAACACUAUGCCACACCCACAAAAUAUAUAUGAUGCACAUAUUCAUGUAUGAAAUCAGAGUACAUGGGAUACAUACAGUGUACAUCAAAGUUGUCAUGCUGCACCAAAAGGGGCUAUAUUUGCAUUUACUUUUUUUAAAAGGUUGUAUUUUUUUCACCAAAAAUUGUAAUGUUGUAGUUGAUGUUAACAAGUUUUGUUUUUACGUUUCUGAUGAAAACAA